AACUCAUCAUUCUUGAGCAAUACUUGCGUAUGCUGUCUCCUGAGUUACAGGUCUGGGUCAAGGAGCACAAUCCAGAAUCAGGCGCUGAGGCAGCAGAGCUGGCGGAUGUCUUCGUGGCCGCAAGGAGUAAGAACCAGCCAUGGGGGUACAACGCCUGGAGGACCUCCAGAGAGCCAUUAAAGUCUCAAACCCGGCGGUAUCCCCAGGGGUCUCGUAAGCCUUCCUCGCAGGAAGCAUCUGCCUCCACAAUAAACCAGGUUAGCAGAGUACCUGUCUGUUUUCAGUGUGGGGAGAAGGGCCAUACAAAGCCGAUGUGUCCUAGAAGAGCACCAAAGGUUAAUCAAGUGUGCCAUGUGCCUAGACCCCAGAACGGGUCCAUUCAGAUGGUUCAACAGAUGCCUCAUAUGAUUGCUGUGCAGGUGAACAACAAGGAUUUUCAAGCACUUAUUGAUUCCGGAAGUGACCAGACCUUGGUGCACCAGCAAUGCAUUCCAUAUGAUGUCAUUCAAUUUACGAAUCAUAUUCCAGUGCGUUGUGUGCAUGGAGACGAGAAACUAAUCCCGACUGCUAAUAUAUAUCUCCAAGUGCAGGAACAGACCUACCACCUGACUGUGGGAGUUGCAGACAACCUCCCUUUCCCCGUGGUACUGGGCCGAGAUCUGCCAGUACUGCCGGACCUGCUGCAGCAGAGGCAGACGUGCCAUGUUGCGAUGACCAGGUCCCAAUCUAAGAAGGGUGAGGAGUCUCCUACGUGGGUGAAUGCAUUGCCUUUUUAUGAGGCGGACUUAGAGAAUCUACCCGGGAAGUCUCGGAAGCCACGCAGUCAGAAAAGGCAAGAGAGGUUCCAGCACACAGUCAACCAGCAGUCUUCGGAAUCUCCUCCUGAAAUAAGAGCUAAAGGCAAAAUCGUAUGA
This is a messenger RNA of Alosa sapidissima (American shad), 914 nucleotides long. RefSeq lists its product as uncharacterized. Gene Ontology annotation, biological process: proteolysis. Gene Ontology annotation, molecular function: nucleic acid binding; aspartic-type endopeptidase activity; zinc ion binding. The record is from RefSeq and is a predicted model, not a curated record. The transcript has a single exon. Lineage: Eukaryota; Metazoa; Chordata; Actinopteri; Clupeiformes; Clupeidae. The coding region runs from base 30 to 914 and encodes 294 amino acids.